AUGCCACAUAAUCGAAAGUAUAGGACAUAUAAAUUUGGAGCGCCAUUGAGACGAAGUCAAUGCGGCAAAGUGGCGUCCUGUUUUUACAGUUGCCUGGGAUGUGCCCGCAACGUGGCUGCCGCUGCUGCUCCAGAUGUCAAUUCACAUGAAGAGUCAACUACAGUGCUACCUAAUUGCCAAACCUAUCGGCAAGUAACAGGCUCCGGCUUCAUUGCCGGCUCAGCGCCCGCAAGACGUGUCCCAGUGCUCUUCUCCACGAAUCGUGGUUUGUAUUUGCGCGUGGCGAGGCCAGCAUCGAUGCUGGGACCAGUUUUCACUGCUACUAAUCAACAUUACGAUAUUAACUUUUGCGAUCUAGAGCGUUGGAGCACAAAUCGUGCGAAUGUGAUCAGCCUCGAGGAUACGUUUAGCAUGCUGCAGCCGCAGCAGCAGGGGCAGCACCUAAACAGCUUUGCGGUUUAUAACAUACAGCGCUAAGCUGCGUUCUUUAAUCGAGAGC
Molecule: messenger RNA, 499 nt
Organism: Drosophila hydei
Lineage: Eukaryota; Metazoa; Arthropoda; Insecta; Diptera; Drosophilidae
Exons: 3
Coding region: 1-477 (158 amino acids)
Source: RefSeq, a predicted model, not a curated record